Messenger RNA from Stylophora pistillata, 855 nucleotides. RefSeq names its product small ribosomal subunit protein eS1. Gene Ontology annotation, cellular component: ribosome. Gene Ontology annotation, biological process: translation. Gene Ontology annotation, molecular function: structural constituent of ribosome. Lineage: Eukaryota; Metazoa; Cnidaria; Anthozoa; Scleractinia; Pocilloporidae. The record is from RefSeq and is a predicted model, not a curated record.
UUCGGCUCCAUCCACGAUCCAUCAUGGCGGUGGGAAAAAAUAAGAGACUGACUAAAGGAAAAAAGGGACUUAAAAAGAAGAUCGUUGACCCCUUCACCAAAAAAGAUUGGUACGAUGUCAAAGCUCCGUCAAUGUUCACUAUCCGACAGAUCGGCAAAACCAUGGUGACCAGGACUACUGGAACUAAAAUUGCUUCUGAUGGUCUCAAGGGACGUGUGUUUGAAGCAUCAUUGGCUGACCUCCAAAAUGACGAGGUUGCUUUCAGGAAGUUUAAGCUUAUUGUUGAGGAUGUCCAGGGUAAGAACUGCCUCACAAACUUUCAUGGCAUGGACAUGACCACAGACAAGCUCAGGUCAUUGGUUAAGAAAUGGCAGACCCUGAUUGAGGCGGCUGUUGAUGUGAAAACCACUGAUGGUUACCUAUUGAGGUUGUUCUGCAUUGGUUUUACAAAAAAGCGAGCCAACCAAAUCAAGAAGACAGCUUAUGCCAAGCAUUCACAAGUGAAAGCCAUUCGCAAGAAGAUGGUGGACAUCAUUACACGUGAUGUGAGCACUGGUGACCUCAAGGAUGCAGUUAACAAAUUAAUUCCAGAUGCAUUUGGCAGAGACAUAGAGAAGGCAUGUCAGUCCAUCUACCCUCUUCAUGAUGUGUUCAUCAGAAAGGUCAAGGUUCUCAAGAAACCUAAAUUUGAUAUUGGAAAGCUAAUGGAGAUGCAUGGCGAGGGAGCAAGCCACACCACCACAGAUGAGAGUGGCACCAAGAUUGAGCGUGACAGCUUCGAGCCACCUGUGCAGGACUCUGUGUAAAAAUAUGCAGUGAAAAUUGAACAUAGCAAAUUAAACUUCUGAAAGAAAA